This is a messenger RNA of Lentinula edodes (shiitake mushroom), 159 nucleotides long. RefSeq lists its product as uncharacterized. NCBI's taxonomy places the organism in Eukaryota, Fungi, Basidiomycota, Agaricomycetes, Agaricales, Omphalotaceae. The coding region runs from base 1 to 159 and encodes 52 amino acids. The record is from RefSeq and is a predicted model, not a curated record. The transcript is spliced from 2 exons.
AUGUCUAUUGUUUUGCUCUGGGACCUUGAUCUAGGUAACAUCGAAGCUUCCCAUUAUGUCCAACUACGUGCUGCUUCUCCGUUACCACCUCCACCACUACCCCCGCUUCCCGGGACCUCCUUCCCAGGCUCACACUCUAUUGGGAGCUCUCACGUCUGA